CGUUUUCAACUGGCGGAACUGAAGGGGGAGCAGCAAACGGCCUGGUUAGACGUGCAGUCGUUUUUCAAGCCUGGGAUAUUUUGAUAGCUAUUUAAUCCUGUUGUGUUCGAGUGUUCUGUAUCGAAACCGCUGAUGAUAGUGUUUAAAGUGCUGUUGCUUCGCCUCAGAUCGAGUUUCUCACGCUUUCUGUUCUGCUCCGGUGUCGGUCGGGUGUGUUGUGUGUGCGAUACUAAUAGGUGUAGGUGAAGCUGAUUGAAGGCUAAAGCAGACAUCAUCAUCAUGCUGGAGGAAUCUACAUCGCACCCAGACUGGUUGAAUGAAGAAGUCAAAACAGGGACUACAAUCAUAGCUGUUACGUUUGAAGGCGGAGUUGUCGUCGGUUCAGACUCACGUGUGUCUGCUGGGGAGUCAGUGGUAAAUCGAGUUAUGAACAAACUUUCUCAGCUCCAUGAUAAGAUCUACUGUGCUCUGUCCGGGUCAGCAGCUGAUGCCCAGACCAUCGCUGAGAUAGUGAACUAUCAACUGGAUGUGCACAGUAUUGAACUGGAAGAAGAUCCCCUGGUUUGCUCAGCUGCCACAUUAGUGAAAAACAUUACCUACAAGUAUAAAGAGGAACUAUCUGCACAUCUGAUUGUUGCAGGUUGGGACAGGAGGAGUGGAGGACAGGUUAGUGACAAACUACUGACUUGAAUGGUGCAGAAAUAUUAAAAUUGUAGUAGGAAUCUAUGCUUAAUAUGCAUACUAAGUCCCCAAAUUGCUGGUGUGUUUAUACAUUUAUAGGUGUACGUGACGUUGGAUGGUCUACUGUCUCAGCAACCGUUUGCUAUCGGUGGCUCUGGUAGUUCCUACAUCUAUGGGUUUGUUGACGCAGAAUACCGGACAGGCAUGACACGAAAAGAAAGUCAGAAGUUUGUUGUAGAUGCACUGACACUUGCUAUGAACAGAGAUGGUUCUAGUGGAGGCGUGGCUUACCUUGUUACCAUUGAUGAGAAGGGAGCAGAGGAGAAGUGCAUUCUGGGAAAUGAACUACCCAAAUUUUUUGAUGAAUAAAAUGGAGGGCACAGAAAAACAA
Messenger RNA from Silurus meridionalis, 1072 nucleotides. It is a transcript of the gene psmb9a, whose product is annotated as proteasome 20S subunit beta 9a. NCBI's taxonomy places the organism in Eukaryota, Metazoa, Chordata, Actinopteri, Siluriformes, Siluridae. Gene Ontology annotation, cellular component: proteasome core complex. The transcript has 5 exons. The record is from RefSeq and is a predicted model, not a curated record. The coding region runs from base 280 to 690 and encodes 136 amino acids.